Messenger RNA from Suillus fuscotomentosus, 831 nucleotides. RefSeq lists its product as uncharacterized. The coding region runs from base 1 to 831 and encodes 276 amino acids. Gene Ontology annotation, molecular function: oxidoreductase activity. Lineage: Eukaryota; Fungi; Basidiomycota; Agaricomycetes; Boletales; Suillaceae. The record is from RefSeq and is a predicted model, not a curated record. The transcript is spliced from 3 exons.
AUGACUUCUGACGCCAUCACCACCCUCAAUUAUUUCGUCGCUCCAUCUGACGGUUCUCGUCCUUACACUGAUAUCAGCGGAAAUAACGCUGCAGGAAAGCUGAUCCACAACUGGGGCGAGGACUCGCAUGAUAUGCAAGUUGAGGACGUGCGCGGGAAGGAGGAACUUUACAAGCUUGACAAUGCCGGAUUUCAGUAUGGGAGAGAAGCGCCGAAGCAUACCAGCUUUUUGAACGACGAUGAGAUUGAGCGCGAAUACUACCCUGAGAGCAUCGACCUCAUCAAGAGGGUAACAGGAGCGACCAAGGUUGUCAUCUUCGAUCACACUAUUCGUCGCCGUCGCCCAGGCGAGUCAGAUGAUAACCCACAGAAACGUCAGCCAGUCUCCCGGGCUCAUGUGGACCAAACGCCUGCGGCGUCCAUUGCUCGUGUUCACAGGCAUCUCCCACCAGCAGAAGCUCCUUCCCUCCUUCGCAGACGCUUCCAAAUCAUAAACCUUUGGCGUCCUAUAUCACAUGCAGCUGUAGAUUGGCCACUUGCACUAUGCGACUUCCGGAGUGUCGAUUUCGAGAAAGACUUGAUGCCUGUCGCUCUCAUAUACCCUGACCGCGAGGGUGAGACAUUUGGGGUCAGAUACAACCCUAACCACCAGUGGAAAUACUUGAAGGCAAUGACCCCAGAAGAGUUUGUUCUUAUCAAAUGCGCUGACUCGAUACAAGAUGGGAGUGUCGCGAGGCUAACUCCUCAUACUGCCUUCCAAGACCCAAACACUCCAGAGGGAGCGCCGCUUCGAGAAUCCAUCGAGGUGAGAACUCUGGUAUUCUAUGAUUAG